Molecule: messenger RNA, 606 nt
Organism: Lodderomyces theae
Lineage: Eukaryota; Fungi; Ascomycota; Pichiomycetes; Serinales; Debaryomycetaceae
Exons: 2
Coding region: 1-606 (201 amino acids)
Source: RefSeq, a predicted model, not a curated record
AUGAAUUUCGAUCAGGAGACAUCAAGUGGGUUGCUGUCAACGGCCCGCAAGGGAAGGAUCCUUGGCUCAGUAAUAUCUCAAAGAGAUGUCCAUGUUGCAGACAUUGUGGACUCCGGUCAAGAAAUCCUUAUUGUACCUGUGGGUGCGGUGGAGGAGGAGGAGGAGAAGAUCACUCACGAGGAUGAAUGUGAUAUUCUUGAGGUUGUGGAAAUAAUGCAAGAAGACGGUAAUUCCGAGGCCACAAUCCGGAUUACCCAUUGUGGGUAUCUAAAUAUGGGGUUAUCAAAUAUGAAGUACGCUAUCAUCUUAUUGAUGGUAUUAGUUCCCAUUGCAAUCACUCAGUCAGAAGUGGAGCACAUAUUUAACCGUACUCCGGAAAUGCAAGAAGCCUUUAAUCAAUUAAAGAGAGAAACGUGCCACUACAAUCAAGAGAAUAAGAUAAUCUGCACAGAUCCGUUGAGUAAUGUGGAUUUUGAGUGUAAACCAGAGUUAGAUGUACAAAACAUGGAUGCUGAUGAAGCACUAUACGCUGCUGCCACACAAUAUUUUAUCGGCAGUGCAUUCGCCCAAAAUGAAAUUCUCAAAGCGAUAAGUUCUAGUAGUUGA